Messenger RNA from Eupeodes corollae, 2071 nucleotides. RefSeq lists its product as uncharacterized. The coding region runs from base 464 to 2071 and encodes 535 amino acids. The record is from RefSeq and is a predicted model, not a curated record. Gene Ontology annotation, molecular function: carbohydrate binding. The transcript has 7 exons. NCBI's taxonomy places the organism in Eukaryota, Metazoa, Arthropoda, Insecta, Diptera, Syrphidae.
CAUCCUAUUCAGUGAAUCGAGCAAAAUGCAUAACCAUGCAUCUAUCCUUACUGCGUAUCCUCUUCUUCGUAGUUGUAGUCGCCAUCGUCGUUGUCGUCGUCAUCGUCGUCAUCGUUUCCAAACGGAAGGACCAUGUCGCGCCAUUUGAAUGCGAAACUCAAUAAACUUUUAUGAUCCGUUGUAAAAACGUAGUCGGGCCUGAGACGACCGACCGACCGACCGACCGACGACGAGGACCACGCUGAAACUGGCUGGCGACACAACUUUACUUUGGUUCUGCAUUUUCACCAUGCACUCUCAAUCGUGGAUCAAAUUGGUUUGGAUGAACUGUUGGGCUCUUUUGUGUAAGCCAAGGAUAUAAUGUCCUGUGCAACCGUGCAAUUUCCCUCCACAAAUCGGUUUAUUGGCAGAACUGCACUACUGCCAUUGAAAUCGAAUUAUCUCCACGACGACAACGCUGACGAUGACGUCCAGCGUAUUGGCAGUUGUAAAUAAUUUACAAAAAAAAAAAAAAAACGAAUCCGCCCACCUACUCUAUACCCACACAGCCCGACCAACACACACCCACAUUAUCUACUCGUUCAAACUUCAAAAGAGUUAUCUUCGCAGAAAAACUGACUACUUCCGUAUCCUCUUUUCAGAUGAGUUCCGAAGCAAAAUAGCAUGCGAGAAUGACAACAUGCCAUUGGUGUGUAAUCCUUAUUCACGGAUAGCGAUAUACAGUGCGAACUUUGGACGCACAGAACGAGAAAGCGUUCAGUGCAGCAAUGGAUCUGAUCACCCCGUCGUCGAGGACCCAAGUAGCAAACAGACCUGUCUGGUGUCGUACGCGACGGAGACAGUGAUGCAAAUCUGCCACGGGCGGAGACGAUGUUCAAUCACAGCCGAUGCCGGAACAUUCGGUCGACCAUGUAAAGGCGACGCCAAAAUGUAUUUGAAAGUUGUGUACACCUGCAUACCACGGAAAGUCCUCAAGGAUAGAUACGAAACAGCGCCGGAAUCGGAUGAACCACAACAGACAGAACUCGAUUUGGACCAGGACGAACUGUACGAUGAGGACCAAUUCUAUAAGGAAUCAGAAGCUAUACCACCCGCACCAAAGCUACAAGGGGCAAUACCAAAUCCAGCAUUUCCAUUCGAUUUUACGGGUGACAUGAUGCCGACUAGCACAUUGAUGCCGCCCUUAUUGUCGAGAAACGAUAAUAGUUUGGAAGCAGGAACAGAAGCAGCCACAACAACAAUAACAACCACUGAUCCAGGAUAUGAUGAAGAUUUUCUUAUUCCACAAGCACCGGAUGUAGAUAUCUUCGGACAAAGAAUAAAUGAAGAAGCAUCUGUCAUUACAUCUAAUGCAGUAACACAAAACUUUUUCGAAAAGCGUCGUAAGUGUAUUUAUCCUGAAACUGAAACUGUAACUGAAACAAUAGACGAGCAACUUGGUCAAGAAGUCAUGGUAAACUGUUCAGAAAUAGAAAGGGUAGAAGUUAUUGGAUUCUUAGUUAAUUGGAUGCAGACGUACAAUUUUAUCAAACAAAAUCAAGAGCAAUUUUACCUCUACCUCAUAAUUUCUGUAGCAGCUGGUGUGCUGCUAUGCCUUACUCUAGUCAUUGGGCGAUUGGCAAUGCAAAAACGACGUCAUAGUAGGAAAAAUAGCAAUUCUAGUGGUAGCAACAGUGGCAAAAACUGUGAUGGUAAAUUUCAACAAUCAACAACCGGAGAAACGCAAAUUCCUAACUCGUUCGGCGAUGACAUCUCAGACAUCGAUGGUGAUAUCGAUCUGACGAGUGCUCUGCCGGUGCCGAACUUAUCAUCCCGUAGUGAGACCUAUAUAGCAUAUGCUCCAACAGGAUAUGGUGGUGGUAUGCCUCCACCACCAACAUCAAGUGCAACCACGAUGCUUAUGCCGCAAAGUCAUCACAGUGGGAUAAUGGGAGGUAGUGGCCCAUCAGGACCUGUGGGUAAUAGACAAUCCACACCACCACCAAACAUGUACAGUGGGCUUGUGUCAGGCCCGCCACCAGUAAGCGGGUCGAUGUCCAUGGGAUGUACCAAAAUUAGCUCAAGAUUUUAA